This is a messenger RNA of Cyphellophora europaea CBS 101466, 615 nucleotides long. RefSeq names its product NAD(P)H:quinone oxidoreductase, type IV. The transcript is spliced from 2 exons. Bases 1 to 615 code for a protein of 204 amino acids. Gene Ontology annotation, molecular function: NAD(P)H dehydrogenase (quinone) activity; FMN binding. Lineage: Eukaryota; Fungi; Ascomycota; Eurotiomycetes; Chaetothyriales; Cyphellophoraceae. The record is from RefSeq and is a predicted model, not a curated record.
AUGGCUCCCCGUGUCGCUAUCAUCUACUACUCCAUGUACGGCCACGUUGCCACGCUGGCCAAGCAGGAGGCCAAGGGCAUCGAGUCUGCCGGUGGCAAGGCCGACAUCUACCAGAUCAAGGAAACCCUCCCCGCAGAAGUGACCGCCAAGAUGCACGCCCCCGCGCAAGACACCUCCAUCCCCUUCGCCACCCCCGACGUGAUGAAGCAGUACGACGCCUUCCUCUUCGGCGUCCCCACCCGCUACGGCAACUACUCGGCGCAAUGGAAGACCUUCAUCGACCAGCUCGGCCAGCUCUGGAUGUCCGGCGCCCUGACCGGCAAGUACUUUGGCCUCUUCGUCAGCACCGCCAGCCAGGGCGGCGGCCAGGAAUCCACCGCCCUCGCCGCCCUCAGCUCCUGGGCCCACCAGGGCAUGAUCUACGUGCCCCUCGGCUACGCCCACGCCUUCGGCAUCCUGACCGACCUCAACGAGGCCCGCGGCGGCAGCGCCUGGGGCGCCGGCACCUUCGCGGCGGGAGACGGCUCGCGUCAGCCCUCGGCCAAGGAGCUCGAGCUCGCCGAGAUCCAGGGCGCCAAGUUCUGCGAGACCGUCGCAAAAGUCAACUUUGCGUGA